Fundulus heteroclitus (mummichog) is the source of this 2441-nucleotide messenger RNA. RefSeq lists its product as uncharacterized. The transcript has 9 exons. Bases 1 to 1653 code for a protein of 550 amino acids. Lineage: Eukaryota; Metazoa; Chordata; Actinopteri; Cyprinodontiformes; Fundulidae. The record is from RefSeq and is a predicted model, not a curated record. Gene Ontology annotation, molecular function: protein binding.
AUGGUGUCUUCGUACAACCCCAAACAUAUCUUUUUAACAACACCUCAAGAAUCCCAGGGGGUUGGCAUUCAGUCUCCAGCACACAUGUGCUUUCUGAAGCUACUUUCCAGCAGCGUGGCCUUGUUCCUGUCUCUGUGGGUGAGAAGAGGCAGGGUGGCCUCUCCUCUGGUUCUUGAAGAGCUUUCUGUGGUCUCCACCAAGUUUCAGCCUUCACAGAGAGUCUUUCUGAAGCUCUGCAGCAGUUUGGCGUCUCUGCUGAGGUUCUGGACCGUCGGCCGGUUGAACCUGACUGAGUCCUGCCUCCCUGCUCAGAGUCUCCUCAGUCUGCUGCUUCAUGAUGCUCCUCUCACUGUCAGACUGGGUGAGGAGAGUCUCCAGCAGCUGGUGGUCCUCCUCCAUGAGGUCCAGGACCAGGAGUUGACAUUGUCCUCCCUGAAUAAGCUUGGUGGAGACCUGAGCUCCUGCCGGCUGAGCUGGGAGGUCCUUCACUAUCUGCUGCAGCAGCCGUCAGCUCAGACCAUCACAGUGAACCUGAAGAAGAACCGCUUACAGGACAGAGCUGCACAGCUGCUGCCCUUCCUGCACAGGCUGCUGCUUCAGAGGCCCAGCCCCAGCUUUGUGAGGACGUCCAUCAGAGAGAUCCACAUAGGUCGCAGCAGUCACAUGAUCCCCGGUCUGCUGAGGUCACUGGGUCAUGUGAUCAACCUGAGCUGCACGGAGCUGGACUCAGAGGACGCUGCUGCUCUGCUCUUCAUCCUCAGACACAGUGAUGGAGUUAAGCUGAGGCUGCUGUGGAGCUCCAUCCCUGCAGAGGGAACACAGUCCAUCCUCAGGAUGCUGCGCUCAGUUUCUGAUCUCAGCGUGGACAGGAAGCAGCUGCUGAGCUUCAUCCACUGCUGCGCUGCCUCUGACAGCCAGCAGGAGGCGUCGGACCUGCUGAGGACUCUGCAGCACAGCUUGGACCUGUCCCUCUCCUCCUGCGUGGAGGUACCAGAGGAGGAUGAGCCUGAGCCUCUGAGGGUGACGGCUGACGACUGCAGGGCCGUCUCCAGCGUCCUGAGACACAGCAGCAGGGACACACAGCUCCACCUGAGGGACUGUGAGGUGGAGGACAGCGGGCUGGACCUGCUGUUUCCUGUCCUGGACAGGGUCCGUCUCAGAGUCAGUAAGACGGUCCUGGUCCAGCUGCUGUCCCUGCUUCCUGUGGACAGUGAGAGGGACACAGUGAGACGGGCCGUGUCCCUGUGCAGAGCCCUGGGAGGAGAACUGGAUCUGAGUCACGUCCCGCUGGAUCAGAGGCUCUGUGGAUCUCUGGUCCUGAUGCUGGACCACUCUGAGGGUCUAACAGAGCUGGACCUCAGUCACUGCCAGCUGACAGACCAGCUGCUGCUCCAAGUCAUCGCACAUCUGCACAAAGUCCAGGUCCUGGAUCUGAGUCACAAUCAGAUCACCGAUGCUUCCACUGCUCUGUUACUCCAGCUGGUCUCCAUCAACCCCUCCAUUGGUCCUGUGAGAUCUAAAGUAUCCUGGAACAACAGUCUGCUGAAGAUGAACUCUGACUCUUCAGCAACAACAUCUUCAACAAAACUCCUUACAAGGUCAACAGGAAGUUUGAAGUCUGGUGAAGCAGCUUUCAGUCAGCUGGUCAUGUGACCAACAGGAAGUGCCUUUCUCCUGGUUUAUCAAGAACUUCUCUCAGGAUCAUCAAAUAGUCGUAUUGGUUGAAAACACUGUGAGGGGGUCAGCAGUCUAUUUGAUCUGUUUUUCUUCUAGUUUCAAUAUUUCAGUCCAGAAAUCUCAAAAGAAACCAUGCAGUAACUGAAGGAUCAGGGAAAAAAAACAGUUUGGUACUUUAACUGGGCCUAACUGUGUGGAAAUGGAAACAUUGGGAAUCAUUUUAGUUCAGAUUUAAUGUCAUGAAAGAGGUGGUGGUCAUUUUCUCUGCUGCUUCUUCCUUAAGUUUAGAUUACAUUUUCUGAAAUGUUACACAAAUAAAAUUAUGCUUUACUGUAAACUGCAGAGAAACUUAAUUUUCCAUUGCCUCCAUUAGAGGCUUUGUUUAAACCAGUUGACAGCUGGAUGUUCCACUAAACACUGAUCUCACAGCAGUUUUCUGUAACAUCCAUCCUUGUAUCUGGAGGUAAAGAGCUGUUUAACAUAUUGCUCUCUCUCUCUUUCUCUUAGUUUAUUUUCUGAAGAAAUACAUUUGGAUUUUGUUUGUUCUAAAGAAAUUUUAAUUCAGCCCUAAAUCUCAACAAAAAAUGUUCACCAUUAAUAUUUUUUCUGCUUAUUUUAGUGGGGUAUUUAACACCAUAUUUUAUGUUCUAACUUUAAGCUUCCUUUGAAUUUAAAGUACUUUAUUGGGACUUCCUUCCUGUUAAUGGGGAGUUUUUCUUUCCACUGUCGCUUUAUGCAUGCUCAGUAUGAGGGAUUGCUGCAAA